Venturia canescens is the source of this 7384-nucleotide messenger RNA. RefSeq names its product bloated (gene blo). The record is from RefSeq and is a predicted model, not a curated record. Bases 958 to 5808 code for a protein of 1616 amino acids. The transcript has 8 exons. NCBI's taxonomy places the organism in Eukaryota, Metazoa, Arthropoda, Insecta, Hymenoptera, Ichneumonidae.
AGAACGUGCGUGCCAACCGAGUUUACAAACGCCCAGUUCUCCGAGGUACGAAUGUACGACGAGUACUUCAUUUCUAGUUUGUUUUUUUUUUAAUUGUUCUUUUUUUUUUUUUUUAAAUCUUCUAUCAUUUCCUCCUGUCACCGAUCCACGAUCGACGAGUCGGUUUUACGAAGUUACUCAACGAAGCAAAAGUAUCGAUCGCGAGUGUGUUACCGAGACCCAUAAAUCCUUCGUUUUCACUCUUUCGAUGACGGAGUGAAGAGUAAUUUUUUGUUUUUCACUCUCUCGCACACAGCCGGCUCGCUCCGAAAAUCUGAGGAUUUAUUCCGGACGAUCGAAACUACUCAGACUUGAUUAUUCCAUCUCGUUACGUUUUACAAUCGCAAGUGAUCACGAGUGCUAAGAACCGGAAAUGGAUCGCAUCGAUCGAAGUAAAAAGUAACCGUGGGUGCGACGAUUUAUCGGCAACGAUAAUGACCAGCUAUCGAUGAGUGACAGUUCUUUGUUGGUUCUAUUUAUUUGGUUUUGUUUCUUGAUACACCAGUGAUUGAUCUACACUAUCGUGAGGAUUUUUCCCCAAGCAGUUUGGUUAUUAUUGUUUUAUUAUUAUUUGCGAUCGUUGAUCGUGGAGCCGGAGCUACUUAUCGAUCUCGAAGUGAACCAGUGCCAGUGGAGGUAAUUUAGUCGUCGAACGCCGAAGGUAAAAAAGAAAGAAAACGAGGCGCAGAAACGAUUUGCGGGGAGGAUUAAGUUAACGGGGUAUGACAGAGGGGAGAACGAAACGACGAAUCGAAAACGAACAUUAAAUACGAAACGAAAUACACUCGUGCGAGUGAAACUUUUUUACGAGACUGAAUAUAUUGAGGGUGCGAUAUCGAGACACGUAUUUAGUUGGGAGUCUUCCGGACGAAUUUAGUGGACGUGUGUUAUGGUCCGAAGUAAAAGGGCGAAAGAAAAAUGCCCGAAGUUCAGCGAUCGGAAUCAUUGAGAUCGGCCAACGAAGGCGAAACCGGGGAUCUUCCGAGCGAGGUCCAUACUGCCUCGAUUGUCGUCGAGACCCGACUCUCGACUGCAGGCUCCCCCGUAGCUACUCGAAAGCUCCCCGAGAGGAGCGUCUCAUUCAAUCGCGAUGUCCACGUCAAGAGAAUUGGACGUGGCGCACCGCGAGUAACCGCGGCCCUCGUCGGCGAUGGAGAAGGUAGGUUGAUCGCGACACCGGUGCACAAAGAGAGCAUAACCUCAAGGAGCAAGGAGGAUCUGGCCCUGGAGGCUGCCCACGUGCUCGAGCAAGUUGGUAACGUGAACUGCGUGGCUCGUGACAACAGACGUUUGCCGGGCAAAUUUAGCACGUUGCCGGCGCGGAGGAACAAGAAGAGAUCGGAAUUGGCGCUCGAGACGAGACGUCGAAGCGUUGAGAUCGGCGGCACGAGCGAGGAGUGCGUCGAUACACCGAGAGCCAAGAAAAAGGCUCUCGAGCGUAGCGCGAGCGAUGCGAGUUCUUCGCACAAGCUAAAGUCUCCGUUGGCCAAGUUUUUCUCACCGAAGUUGGAGAGAAAGUGGAAACCAACGGUUAAGCGUAGCGUGAGCGACGCCGGUGCUGCGAGCAAGGAAGCCCGGAGUCAACGCAAGAGAAGCGGCAGCAGUGACAGUGAAGCCGCUGGAAGCCAACAGAACGGCUCGAGGGCAAAGAAACCUUUGUCGCCGAUAAUCGAGGCUUCGCCCCAGAUCGACAAGCCCUUUGACUUUACUGACAAAAGGGAUUCUGCUAAAUCGAAACAAGCUGCUCAAGUCUUGUCGGAGACGCAGCCGAGUGUCGAAGAACUUACGAGAGUCCACGAGAUUUUUAUACAAAAACCGCCCAAGUCGCCUCCCAAAUCGCCCGACUCGAAACGUCCCUUGUCACCGAGCGUCGAAUCGAGGAAAAUCAUUUACGGAGAAUCCUCGAGAAAAGUCAGCACCUUGCCACGCGAUCGUUCACCGGUUUCAGCCACCGUCGACGUCAAAGUCACCAUCGACGAGGUCGAUCAGGCUUCUCUUGGAAAAACUAGUGACAUGCUGCACAGCAGUCGAUACGAUCAACAACACGGUGGCAGUGGGGCUAGCGAAGAAUCAUCGACCAUUCACAAAAUGAUUCACCGUCUGACCGCCGAUCGUUCCCCACCGCCACAGCUAACCAGAACCAUGGUGUCACCCGGUCCAGGCUUCGGACACAACAACAAUCGACCGUUCUCUUACACACGGCCGAACAACAGUAGCGAGAACAACAGCCCGUCACCGCCUCAUCAUCAACAAUCGAGCGUUAUUUACGCCCAAGUACAAAUGGACAAGAAGAACAAAGCUCAGCGCAGCCACUCGGACAGUGACGAGGGUCUGGGCCUCGAGAGAAAAGAUUCGUCGAGGGAGAACAGCCCAGCUGAGAAGGAGUAUCGCCGGACAACCGAAUACACCAAUUACGGGAGCGAUCUUAGACGCAACAACGAGAUCAACAGCUUCAAAUCCUCUCGAUACGUCGACGAUGUUUCCUCUCACAAAACCGUACCGAGCCAUUUCCUUGGCAAUAAUUUCUCACCGAGAGCUCCGAGCGACUCCAAGUCUCCGAGACGCCACGGCUUCGACGACGUCGACCGGAACCUCUUCGACAGACCCGCGGAAAAAUACACUUCGACAGUUUUCGUGGACACUUCCGGUCGCGGCACUGCCGACGGUAUGGAUUCGAGGCGCCGUGAAAACGUCGAACGAUUCACGCCCGGUGGCACUCGACAAACCGUUGUUCCGACCAGCAAAACUAGCGAGCUCAGUGCCCGCCGAGAUCUUCUCGAAUCACGGAUAAAAUCGCGUCUCCACACCGACGAGAUGUUCGUCAAGAGCAACGGCAUUUCCGUUGCGAAAAAAACGGAACACGAGAUAAUCGACAAACCGAUAGUUCCCUCGCCCAUAACACCGAACCGAGUCGCCUCUCCGAAGCGUUACACCGAUACUUACAUCACGGAAACCCGCACCAACAGCAACGGUGAGAAGUACAUAUUCGAGAAGGAAAUACACGAGGACAAUGGCAAAGUUUAUGGUUACGAGAAAAAAAUAACUAACAAAAUACCCGGCGACGCCAUAAAUGUGGAGGCGAAGCCUCGGAACGGUUACACCGUGGAAACGCGGACCGACAAAUACGGUGACAAGUACAUCGUCGAAACGCGUACUCACGAGGGUUACGCGGACGGUUUCAAGCCGUUUCUCAGUGACAAAAGUCGCAACAGUCCCGAAGGCGCUCGUUUUCCCGUGACGAGAAGCUCCGGGAGUCCCUACAGGUCGACCAACUACAUCGUACCGGACGCUCCGAGCCACCGUAGGAUCGAAACGCCCGAGACACUCGGACAAUCGUCGCCGCACGUUGUGAGGAAAAUUCGCGAGCACAAGUUCUCCAAGAGCGAAGAUUUUCUCGAUCGCGAGACGAGACCGGUGCGCGAUUCUUACGUGCCGAAGAGCAAGAAAAAUUUUGAAUCGAUUCGCGGCAUGAGCAAAUCCACUCAGAGACUCGACGAGGUGGGCGAAAACUCGAGAGUCAAAGCUCUCCGCAGCGAGUACAUCACGAGAUCGCAUGAGAAUUUGAGCAGCGCCGACUACGUCAACGGACGCGAUAUUCGUCGCGAUGUCACGAGCCCCACACGCAUGAACGGGCGCAAGGAACGGACGACCUUGGUGAAGCGACACCUGGAGGAUCUCCGCGAACGUCCCAACGACGAUUACGAUACCGACAUUUCGCAGCUCACCAACAGCCAACUGGAGUCUUCCAAAUACUACAAAGAGACUCGAACCACUCAGCGAUACUCGUCGAGCAAAGCGAAUAAUCUCAAUGACGAUUACGACAGUUCACCGCCUCGACUGCGGAAAGGCGACCACCGAGUCGGAGGCUACAGUUCAUCGCGCUACGAUUCCGACACAACGGCCCGUGACUCAACGAGAUGCGAGUCUCGUUACGUCGACGAGAGAUCGUCGAGCAGCCGCAAGGAGCAUCCGCGAAAGUUGAUGGAGAGCGAGCCGAAAAAACCGUUGCGCAGAUCGCGCAAUCGUCUCGAUUAUUUCGACGAUUCUGAUACUCGCGAGAGCCCUCGCGGCAAAUCGACGAGCCAACGAUUGGAGACUUUCGACGAGAGUCCGACGAUGCCCGAGCGUGUCUUCCACGAGACGAAAGUUCGUCACUUGCGUCACGAGACGCGCGGCCACGUGGAGCGCCGUAGUCGCGAAACAAGGCUGAGCGAUACCGAUCGUAAAGACCGUUUGGCAGACUCCGGCAUCGAGAAUGACUACCGAAGGGACUCGCAGGAAGCCGAUCGAAGGGAAGCCCUCGAGUCCGACGACGAGGGCUUCGUUACCACCCAGUUCAUCAAGCACGAGCGACGUCACACCGACCGCAACAUGAAUCUCACGCCCUCGGAAAGACGCAAAUACGAUAAAUACGUCGCGGCGAAACGCAACGACCACGUUAUCACCUCGAAACCACCGACCGGUACGGACAAAAAGUACGAGAAAAAAGUCGCCAAGAAGAGUGGAACGAUGAGCAAAGUCAAACAAUUGUUCAGCAAAAAAGAGAAAAAGGCCAAGGAGGAAAAGAGCAAGAGCAAAAGUGUCAGAAGCGGAAGCAGCGGGGCGCUUACCGAUGACGAAGUCACCAUGAGAUAUCGGGAAUAUCGCGGCGACCAACUCAGGAGUGCCCGAAGCGCCAGGGAUCUGGAAAGCGACGUUAAUCAGGAGGAUUACAGCCAGCGUCGACGUCUCUCGACCCCAAGCGGAAGCCCCAGCCCUCCUAGGCCCGCCCGCCUCUCCCGCUCUACGGGAACACUCACCCGUGACGAGGAACCCUUUUGCGAUUUGAAGAACACCCUUACCAGAGAUAAUCAGAGCCAGGAGGCUGAAAGAAAGGGAUGGUUCAAAUCGUUAUCACGAAAGAACAAAACAAGUGCCAAGCCCGUCGAUAAAAAACCGAGAAUCCCUGAGAGCGAAAUCUUGACUACUGGCACCGAAGACGAAGAAGCUUCCUCGGCACCCGAACGCGUCUCCGUUCAGAAAAAUCUACGAUUCUUCGGCGACACCGACCAAGAGUCUUUCUCCUCCAAUCGGGAACGCAGGAGCAAACGUUCCGAUGAUCAUGCAAGCGCCAGGUGUGACGUAACCAUCUCCUCGAGCCGACAAAAUUUGAGCGUACCAACGCCACCAAGGAAACCACCGAGGCUCGCCGAAAGUGCAUUGUCCUCGGGUGAAAGUACCACCGGCGAUAGCAGCCAGCAGAGUCAGAAUUCUCAGAGAUCUCAACGAUCGGUUGUUUAUUUACACGCUGCUACAGUUGGUGAAAUACCUGGACCUAACGAGAGACGACGCGCGGCGUCUCGAGACGAGUUGAAUCGACCCCUUCAGUCCCACACGAAAACGGUCUCGAGGAGCGUAAGCGUUCUCGCACCCUGGAAGCCACGGCAUUACCGCGAGCCAUUCGAGAUCAAUUAUGAUCAACAGCAGCAUCAUCAAAAACCACCAACAACCAUGAAACGCAGACAACGAAGUCGCGAGACUCUCAGCAGACGUGGCAAGGAACCACGACGCAGCAAAGACAAUCUUUCGAAAACCGGUACGAUCAAUCGAAGUACUUUGAAGUCGAAGGACAAGCAAAAAGUGGACAGAACCGUAUCGACGGAGUCGUUGGCCUCGAAAAGUCGGAACGGGAAUUCGCGGGUCGAGCUGAGUCGUUCGACGUCGGUACCGAGGGAUCCGAACAAGAGUGCCGGAUGGUUCAAGAUCAAGAGCAAAAAAUCCCGAGCUUAGUGGGAGCGCCAUUUGAUCAAUGCUAGUCUUGAGUUUCAUAUAAACAAUUGCGUAUGCUUUUUCUCAAUAACGAUUACGUAAUAAAGAAAAAUAAAAAUCAACAGAAUUGAAAUAAAGAAGCACACGAUCGUUCGUCAAUGUUUCGUGACGAUUACGUAUUUUUUUACAUUUAAAAUACGUUCGAGCGUGCAUCGAAAAUGUAAAUGGCCACAAAUGUAUAUGACGAUAAUGAUUAAUUAAUCUACUAAUCGAAGGUACCUCUCCAACAUUCAAACUUUCGCAAUGGAAGCUCAGCUCGUUUGUGAGCAAUGUAGAAUAUCGAAUUAUUUUCGAUUAAGUUCAUCUUCGAGCUUACCCGCGAACGUUUUCCACACCGUUAAUCACUGAAAAAGAGAUAAAACACGAGUAAAUUAUACACACGUAUAGUACACACGUUUGUAUGAAAAAGUGUAAUUGUUAGGAUGAUUAAUUGGAUGUUUACUUUCCACUUCGAUCGACCAUAUCCAGCAAAUGAGGAGAAUAUUCUUGAAAUCAAAUUUUUGUCCAUUCAUUAGGGCGAACUCGAACCGCUUUCUGUUUAUUUUCCCAUAGAACGGAGCUAGAGAGAAGAUAUUGUUGCCAAAAGAAAUUCAAAUAUAUGAAAAAAAAAAUUGCAAAAUAGUAAUUAAACAUUUUUUCCAUGCCUCGGUGUUAUUGGAAGUCAAAAACGAGAAUUUAUGCAAAAUUUAUAGCUCAAUAAACAAUUUAGAGUGAAUUUAAGUCUGUAACUGCAAGACCCUCGAGUUCGGUGGUUCGAAUCAAAAGAAAGAAAUCUGAAGAAUUGAUCAUCCUAAUAAUGAUGGUAUAUUUAGAUGAAUAAAUAUAAAUAUAUUUUGAUGUAUAUUAAAAAAUGUAAUUAAACUAUAUCCGUACAUGCUGCUACAUUUUUUGUUCAAUAUUAAAAAUCAAAUGCAUUGCCAUUCCCAUGAUUUCUGAAAGAAAGAACAAAUCUAUGAGUAUAAAUAUGUAUAUACGUGAGUUAUAUACGAAAAAGGGGUAAAGAGGAUAAUAAAAAUUCAUUUCCGUAAGGGAAUAAAAUAAUUGCAUUGGAUUAUGAUUAACAACGUGAAAUCAAGGGCGUUACAAACGCGCCAAAUAAUGCAUCGUUGAUAGAAAGAUGUGAAUUAUCAAAAUUCUUUCAGAGCUUGAAAUAAAGCAGAAAUCCUUUGAUGUUUCUAAAUGUGAAGGCAUGGAAAAAAGCUUUUGUUUUUUCUCAUCUUCGAUCGUUAACACUUUAACGCAGCGUUCUCUCUGCCAGAUUUAUAAUCGAUAAAUUUUUGCCGUGUUUGAUGAGAAUGCCAUUUUUUUAUUAUAUAAACGCGGUAAUGAAUCGUCCAUCAGUGAAGAGACCGCCCAAGAAUUCACGAGUGAAUAACGACGCAACGACUUGGAAAAAGUAACUAGCAUCGAUCAUUGUCACCGAUUAUUAUUAUUAUUAAUAUUUUUUAAUGUGAUUAUGUAAACGGCGACUAAAAAAUUGAAGAAAAAACAAAAACGUGAAUUGGUGAGCGAAGGAAAUAAACGCCCGAUCCAGAAA